This is a messenger RNA of Thunnus maccoyii (southern bluefin tuna), 1048 nucleotides long. Its product is annotated as probable E3 ubiquitin-protein ligase RNF144A-A. The transcript is spliced from 4 exons. The coding region runs from base 50 to 913 and encodes 287 amino acids. The record is from RefSeq and is a predicted model, not a curated record. NCBI's taxonomy places the organism in Eukaryota, Metazoa, Chordata, Actinopteri, Scombriformes, Scombridae.
AUCUGUCCCUAUUUUGUAGGAGAACAUCGGUGGGUUACACUAACUCAAGAUGGACUCAAAACAGACAAAAAGAAAACGUGAUGCUACAGAUCUAAACAGCGAUUUAACAUCUGAGGAGAAGAAGAAGAAGGAGACGGAGAAGUGUUAUGACCCUGAAGACUCAACACUUGAAUUUGUCGAUCAGGAGGAUGAAAUGGAUUUUUUGUGCAUUGGUUACAAGUCUCUCAGAGCGCUGAUGUCCUGUGGUCAUGCUGUCACUCCGAUGUCUCUCACCGACUGGUGUCGCCACUUGUUGGAUCAGGGUGAGAGCAGAUUUGUCUGUGGUCAAACUGACUGCAAUGUUGAAUGGUCCUUCGAGGAGGUUUGUGAAAUGGCUCUUCUGACCCCUGAAGAAAUGGACGACUUUGAAAAGAAAAUGAUCAACAAUUCUAAGGAAUACUUUUAUGUCAAAUCAUGUCCUGGCUGCAAGUCUUCUGUGAUGAGAGCUGACCUGAAUGAUCUGAGUGUCCUCUGCUCAGUUUGCACAGCUGACAAAAAGAAGGACUACAGAUUCUGCUGUCAGUGCUCGAGGGAAUGGAAAGGUCCAUUUCCACGUUCAGACCGCUGUGAAAAUGACGGCUGCAUCAAUCUGCAAGUUGAAACACUGAGAAAGUGUCCAGAGAUCAUCUUUGAGGAAGUAGAGGAUGUCACUGGUUGUCCCUCCUUCCGUGCCUGUCCCACCUGUGGCCAACUGCUGGAGCAUGACAAAACUCAGUGUAAAAACAUUGUCUGUCCCCGAUGUAAGGUGGAGUUCUGCUUUGUGUGUCUGAAGCUCACUGAAGAGUGUUUGAAAUCAAGUUCAUAUUGCCUACCAUGCUCCAGUGGUGUCGCCUCCAGACAAACCUCUAUACCUGUGUGGAAGAGGAUAAUCUAACAAUAUUAGACUGACUGAUGAUGCAACGCUGUGGUCUUUGAAAAAUGUUCACAGUUGUGUGUUUUGUAUGAGAGAAAAUGGCAGCAUAGGCCAUCAUCAUCAUCAUCAUCAUCAUCAUCAUCAUCAUCAUCAUCA